GCCAUAACGUCAACGAAAUAAAAUGUACCGGAAAUGAAAGUCAUGAAAGUGGUAAAUCAAUAUGUGUUGAAAACAUGUCCUGUGCCAGUCCGCUAAAAAUGGGUUCGCAACUGACAGAAAAAGAAAUAAAAGAAUAUCUUCAAAGCCAUCCAAAGGUAGUGGAGGAGUAUCUUGUGACUUCCGCUUCUGAAUCUUUUAUCGAAAAUGUCUUGCAGGAAAAACUGCGGGCGGAGGCGGGGGAUAAUUUUGCUGCAUCUGCAAAACCUCAAGAUCCACAGAGACCCCUGCGGUCAACAAUUUAUACAGAUACCGGAAUACGGGCGAUGAGCCGAAAAAUAAUUGGCUCUAUCAAAGACGAAGACAUAUACGAACGAAUUUAUGAAUUAUGUCUACUUAUCGAAACCGCCAUUGAUGCCGAGCACUUUCAUUUAUUUGCGGUGGAAAAUGACCAGGCACAUAUAGCCACGUAUGAGCCGGAAAGGGGUUGUAUACGCUUCGGAAAAAUCGGAAGAAAUCUUACAGUAGCAGCACAUGUCGCUACAGAAAAACUUCCGCUGAACAUAAAAUAUCUUGAAAAUGAUUCAAGGUUUCCAGAAGGUGUUGGCAUAGAGAAAUACAACAAAGGCCAUGUAAUAAGCAUUCCGUUAUUUCUUGAAUGUGGAAGUCCCUAUGUAAUCAUAGAGUUCUUAAGGAGCCAAGCGUCUUCUACAUUCAGUGAGUUUCAUUUUGAACUCGUAAAUGCGGUUAUGACAUGGGUUAUGGCGUGUUUGCAGAAGAUGAAACUGAACAAGUUGCUAAAACUGCAAGACGCAUUGAACAACUUCCUUCUGGAGACAACAAGAGUAAUGUUUGAUGACAUGGAAGAUAUAGACACACUGGUCACAAAUAUCAUGACGUUCACUAAGGACCUUGUUACAGCGGACAGAUGUGCCUUGUUUCUGGUAGACGAGGAGAGACAGGAGCUGUUUGCUGAUUACUUUGACGAGGGAAAGCAAAGUGAAGCCGGUCUUCCUGUGUUUACUAAGAAGUCACAAAUCCGAUUCCCAAAGGAUCGGGGUAUAGCCGGUUAUGUUGCCCAGACUGGCGAGGUGGUGAACAUCAAAGACGCGUACAGUGAUGAACGAUUUAACACAGAAAUAGACAAGAAGACUGGUUAUCGUACUAAAAAUAUCCUCUGCAUGCCAAUCAAUGGCAAAAAUGGAGUGAUAGGUGUGGUCCAGAUGAUAAAUAGAAAGAAUGGUGAUUUUUUCACGAACGAGGAUGUGAGCGCGUUCAAACUGUUCGCUGUGUACUGUGCGCUUGCAUUACACUAUUCUAGACUCUACAACAUGCUAGCACAUCAGCAGAUGAAAUACAAGGUAGCGAUGGAAGUUUUGCACUUUCACCUGACAUGCAGCGAAGAAGAAGCAAAGACAUUACAAGAUAACCCGUACCUCAGAGCCGAUCAGGUGCCCGCAACUUUUGACAAAUACGACUUCACUUGCUAUGAACAUGAAGAUAUUCUUCCCCGGCUGUUUAUAAAGAUGAUCGAGUAUACAUUUGGUAAGAAUACUUUUGAAGUGAACAAAUUGUGCCGCUUCGUGUUGACAAUAAAGAAAAACUACCGACCUGUCGUGUACCACAACUGGCAGCAUGGCUUCCAUGUUGCGCACUGUGUGUGGAGAAUUAUCGAGACUUCCGGUCUGAAAUUCACAAGGCUAGAAAAAAUGGCGCUGAUCGUGGGCGGGGUUUGCCAUGACGUCGAUCAUCGCGGUUACAACAACGAUUUCUUCAAGAAAUUGAAUCUACCCCUUGCAAACUUGUACACGACAUCAGUGAUGGAGCAGCAUCACUACAAGCAGACGAUAACGAUUCUCCACUCGGAGGGACAGGAUAUCUUCUCGUGUUUGUCAUCAAGCGAGCAUAAAGAUGUUCUAGAGUUAAUCAGGAAGUUUAUAACAGCGACGGAUUUGGCGCUGUAUUUUCCAAACCAGAAGUUCCUUUCUGGUUUAAUUGAAAAGAACGAGUUCAACUUUGAAGUUCAAAGUCACCAUGACGGCCUACUAUCGCUUAUGAUGACGGCCGCGGAUUUGUGUGCCAUUUGCAAACCGUGGUCAACACAAAAGAGAACUGCGAGGCUGAUUUACGAGGAGUUCUACAUACAGGGUGACGAGGAGAAGAAGCGAGGAAUACAGCCUAUACCAAUGAUGGACAGAAUCAAUGAAAAAGACAUCCCGAAAAUGCAGGUUGGAUUUAUUGGAUUUAUCUGCAAGCCGAUGUACACCACUCUAGCAACCCUUAUACCUGCCACACAGCCCCUCCUAGAUGGAUGUCUAAUAUGUAAGGAGAACUGGGAAAAGUGUGCUGCUGAAGCCGCAGCUGCCGAAGCCGAGGCCAUAUCUAAAAAUUAGACACUUUUUCUACAAAAAUGUAAAAAAAACAAAAAAACAGUCUGAUAUAUCAUAUGAUUAAGAAAAAAGUAAAAAUUGAAACUAUGUCAAAAUGCCGUCUCAUGAAUAAAGGAAUACAAUAUA
Molecule: messenger RNA, 2513 nt
Organism: Mercenaria mercenaria
Lineage: Eukaryota; Metazoa; Mollusca; Bivalvia; Venerida; Veneridae
Product: cAMP and cAMP-inhibited cGMP 3',5'-cyclic phosphodiesterase 10A-like
Exons: 10
Coding region: 75-2390 (771 amino acids)
Biological process (GO): signal transduction; negative regulation of receptor guanylyl cyclase signaling pathway
Molecular function (GO): 3',5'-cGMP-stimulated cyclic-nucleotide phosphodiesterase activity; protein binding
Source: RefSeq, a predicted model, not a curated record